GCACAGGCAGUUCAGUUGGGAAUGUAAUCUGCAUACACGAUACAGUGGAAAUGAUGCUGUCGAAAUGUAAACAUAGGUACGUGCUGUGCGCGCAGGUAAAGAUUUACUCCAGAUCCUCUCCUCUCUCAUGUGUCAGCGCUCUGUUCUGCGCCGCUGCUGCGUCUUUGCGCUCCGCUCCCUCUCUGCCUUUUCAGGGAGCAGCGCACCUUGUUUGGCUCAGUCGAGUCCCCAUGGUUCUCCUCCGCGCGUAAUGCGGACUUUCUCCAGCACCGGACAACAUUCAUAUCGGCAAACAGCCAACAGGCGGCUCAGUUCAUGGAUUGUUUCCAGGUCUGGAAAUUUAAUAAGGAAAUAAUUUCUUAUUCUCGAAGACUGAUAUUGUCCCUGGACAUAUAUUUUUACUUUUUUUCUGCGCAGUGCAAAGUGAACAAACCUUAAAAAUGUUAUUACACAGUAUGUUCAUCUCUGGAAGCUCGUGGUUGAAAUGGAUGGCCACAUUACUUCACUUGGGUCUGUUCCUGCAGCUGGUGGUGUGGGAAUCGACAGAGGCCAUCCACCCAGACUGCGCCGUGGUGGUCCAGCUCAUGAAGGCUCAGGAAGAAUGCAACCAGAUCCUCAAACGGGAGGAGAACAACCACUCCGCCAAGACAGGUUGUCCAACUGAGUGGGAUGAUAUUCGUUGUUGGUAUCAUGCUGAGGUGGGACAGGUGGUCAGCGUCUCUUGUGCCAACGUCUCCCAGCUGUUUGCUAAUAAUCAAGGUUACAUCUACAGGAACUGCACUGAGGAUGGAUGGUCCGAGCUCUACCCCUCCUAUGAGGAGGCCUGUGAGUUCACAGAGUACGAAGAGACAGAAUCAGAGACAACAUACUUCUCCAACUUCAAACAGGUGUACACCGCUGGCUACGCUACCUCCCUCGUCUCUCUUAUAUCGGCCAUUUUUGUCUUCACUGUGUUCAGGAAGUUUCACUGUACCAGGAACUACAUCCACAUCAACCUGUUCUUCUCCUUCAUCCUGCGAGCGAGCGCUGUCUUCAUUAAAGAUGGCGUUCUUUUUUCUGAUGAAAACCUGGACCACUGCUUCAUGUCUACUACAUCCUGUAAAUCAGCUGUGGCCUUCUUCCAGUUCAGUAUCCUGGCAAACUACUUCUGGCUGCUGGUGGAGGGCAUGUACCUGCAGACACUGCUUGCUCUUACCUUUGUCUUCCAGAAGAAGUACUUCUGGUGGUACAUACUCAUCGGCUGGGGUCUCCCAACAACAAUCAUAACAGCGUGGAUCCUCACUCGAAACUUCUACGAUAACAGGGGGUGCUGGGAUGACACAGAUGUGGCCUUCAUCUGGUGGAUCAUAAAAGCUCCAAUAACUGCAUCACUACUGGUGAACUUCAUCAUCUUCAUCAACGUGAUCCGUAUUCUGGUCCAGAAGCUGAGAUCUCCUGGUGUUGGUGGCAACGAUACCAGUCACUUCAAGAGGCUGGCCAAAUCCACUCUGCUUCUCAUCCCUCUGUUUGGGAUGCACUACAUGGUGUUUGCCAUGCUGCCAGAAAACACAGGAGCAGAGGCCAGAAUCUUCAUAGAGCUCGGUCUGGGAUCCUUUCAGGGAUUUGUUGUGGCCCUGCUCUACUGUUUCCUAAAUGGUGAGGUGCAGGCAGAACUGAAGAAGAGGUUUUGGAAGUGGCAGACUCAGAGUUACCUGAGCUACAGUAAACGACGGCGUACGUUGUUCACCGACAGCAGCACGGUCACUCAGAUAUCCGUCCUGGACAAAUCCAGCCCUAAAGAUCAGCCGGCCUUAGAAACACACAGGCUGACAUCCAGCAACGUCUCCACCGUCUGAGGAAUAUUCAACAGCGCUGGUCUUCACGUCCUGCUUGGUAUUUGGACGAUGUUCUAAGCAAGUGACUAAAUCUCAGAGCCUGAUUGUUGAAUGUUUAAGGUACCUUAACUUCAUGCAGUACGAAUUAUUUACAGAUUCCCACAUGGGCUGCCAAAUGUACACGUGUUACCUUAAGUCUAGCUUUUUUAUUCACAUAUCCCACACAUCUUUCAUGUUAAACUUUACCCCAUUUUUCACCUUACAGGCUUUAUUACAGAGCAGUCACAUCUUCUAUUGCCUUUUAUGUUUAUCAUAGGUUGCUAUUGGGGGCCCUCCUCCACAUCUUACUUACGCACCAAUAUCCCAACAUCAAACUAAAUCAGUUGUGUUAUAAAAUAAGUAAGAAUUAUGAUUAGUUUCUUGUGGCACUUCUGGUGCAAGUCUCAACUGCUUUGUUUCGUGGUAAAAUGUUGAGUUUGUGUUUUUUAUCGCCUUUACACACGCUAAGCCAUCCAUAAGGACAGUCAGAAAUGUCUUGCACCUGAGCUUAAUGGAGACUCUCAACUUUUUCAAGCUUUAAAAAAAUUAAACAAAUAAAAUAGAUUUUUUUAACAACCGGAAGACUGUCCUAACAAUAUUUUAGACCAGUCUUAAAUAUCUUCUCCUACCCUUGUGCCACUUGUUCUAAUUUUCAAGCAUGUGAUGUUCUUUAUGAGCAUUCAGUACAAAAUCACUCUAGUGAGUUUACAGCUGAUUAUCUUCCAGCUUGACCAGUUUACACCACAGGCCCUAAAAGGACACGUGUAACAUCCUCACAAUAUUUUGACCCAGGAAAAAACAUUAAUCACGACACAUGCACAUUGCUGCUCCUUAAUUUUGCAGAUCUACAUUCAUUUCUUUAAAUAGUUUUACCUUAAGGAUUUGUGCCAUUCUUUAGUCUGGAUGCUUCUCGCUGUGAUGUUAGUGUUAUUCUUGCUUUCACUGAUUCAGCUCCACUGAUCUCUUGAACGUUGGGUGGUACAGCAUAAUCAUGUUACAGAAGAGAGAAUUCCUAUAAAAAAUCAACAAAAACGUUCUUAGAUUUAUGGAACAAGCCCAUGCAACCAUCAGUGGCUCUGCAUGCAACAUGUUGCACAGUGCACUAGCGCACAUCUGGAGCACUAGACUGUAAAAGAUAUUAAAUUGUCAGAUAAUUGUUUUAAUGUCUUUGUGUGAAUGUACAUAGAGUUGAACUAGAGUUUACAUGUAUUUUAUGUCAGUACAAAAAAAUCAUAAAAAAUACAACUUAUUUUCAAAUAGAUUGUUGAAUUUGGUAUUUAUAUUUAACAUAUUUCUUGUAUCAUACAUGUAUGUUUUAUUCUUUUUUUGCUAUAAUAUUGCAAAAUGUGGAGAAAAUCAUACUGUACAUUUCCAUAUUUGUUAGCACAAGUUUAUUGAUGCCCAGUUAAUGAUUGCUGUGCUAAUGCUAAUCCAGAGUUUCCUCUGAGAAAUAAUUUUGGGAGACUAGAUGAGCUGUUUAAAGUUGAUGGCUCAGUGUUUGUGUUUCUAUGUAUUUCUGUGUUUCUACUUGGUAGGCAGUUAACAGCAUGCCUGGAAAUUCAUCAUUUGAAGGGGCAAUGCCACUUGACCUUUGGUGAUUUUUUGAGAGCACAAAGGCCAAAUGCCAGAGCAGCGAGGCCAUAAAACACAUCUACAGAAAUGAUACAUUUAACUUUUUAGGAGGAACUUAUCCCUAUCGUCUUCUGUCUUGUGGCUUUCGCUGCAAAGCCUUGACUGAACUGGUUUUGAGGAGGCGGAUGUGGGUUGGUGCUUUGUCAAAGUGGGCCAACAAAACAUCUCUCUCACUUUAGCUUUUGUAUAGUGGGCUGCUCAAGGGGCCCGCGAAGUGAUUUCUCACGGUGCCCCCGAAGGCCAAUUCAACUAUGGAUUCUUGUCGUACGUUUUCUCUAGUUUAUCACACUUUCUUACCUCCGCGUAGUCGACCUUGUCUUCUCAGUAGUCCACUCAAUCACAGCUUUAAUGUGACUCAUACCAGGCUCAAAAUCGACCCCGCCACUGGCUAUGUGCGCAGUGUUUUACUUGAUGUUGCCCAAUAAGAAUACAGAAUCUCAAAAACUGUGGCCACAGAGGGGCGUAACGGCAUGGCCCCUGGGAAAUUCCUGCCUUGCUUAACAAGUAUGUUCAGUACAGUAUAAAUACAUACAGUAUGUACAUGUAGAUACUGUAUGUAUCAUUCAUGGAAGAAAAUAUAAAUUACUCAGCUACUGACCACUACAGUGCCUUUACCAUAAAGUAAAACUGUUGUUUUGCUUUUUCUCUGCAGUUCAGGUGGAUUGACAUACAGUGGAUUUUGAAUUUGUGUAACAAAAUCAAAUAUUUAAGAUUGUGAUACUAUACCACGUACUUGAGUCUUUGUUGUGCAGCAUAACAGAUAUGCUUUUGUGUUGUGUCCGGUUUAAGAUGGACUGUGCUUAAAUGACAAAAAGAAAGCUUUCAUCAAAUUUCACAUUGUGCAGCAGAGAAGUGAAGGACGUUCUUAACUGAGCAUGCUCUGAUGUGAUGUUUUUGAAGGAAAGCUUGUCAUGUUGUGUCUGGACUUUUGCUUUUUGUAUUAUAUCCAUGUAAAUGUUAUUUCUCUUUUCUGACUUGAAAAAGUAAUGUUUCUUUUAGCGGUUCCGGUUUACUACACAAAUGCAAGUUUCUCAUAAGGUGUUUUCUUAUUUGGGCUGGUGGGUGAACAUUACAGGAUUAGGCGAGUGAUCGUCUGUUAUUGUCAACAAUACCAUUACAAGACCUAAAUUAAAAGGUUGUUAGUCUAUUUCACCAUACUUUGUGAUUACCCUACCCUGUCUGUGGCAGUCAGGCCCUAAACCAUUGGUUCCAACUAAAGAAAUGUCUAAAAAUUAUUAACAAACAAAGUUAUUUAAAAAAAAAUGCUCUAUAAUUUACUGGCCAAUGUAAUUUUUAAUGAAUGUUACUCAAACAUGAAUAAAUAGUGCAGUUGUUGCUACUAUUUUCAGAGGUGGAUUAAUAAACAUUUUAUAAAUUUUCUGUCCAAAACAUACAAGCCCCAAAAUACUCACUAGGGCACCAAAUGUAGAUUACCAGACCAGCUGUUUCCAGAAAUUCCUGAGCCUUUAAAAAAAUAAUAAGGAAAUUAAAUCUUAGGAAUAGUAACAAAUGCAAUAGUGUAGGAAAAUUGGGAAGUAUAAAGAGAUUAAUACGUAGAAUUUAUUCACAAUAAAAAAAAACACCAGCCUUACCCUUUAAACCAGAAGACUUCUGAAUAUUUAUGACACACAACAUUGAGCCAACAAGUUAAAAACAUUUAUUGUCGAUGCUUCCAAAUGUACAAAAAACCCUUCUAAUGUGUACACCGAAACAAGAUAAAACGGUGCACUGUGCAGUGAAAGAGGUGGAAUGAAAAAAGAAGAGCUCAUGAGCAGACAGAAGCAGGCUCACAGCUUAAGUUACUUUUACAUUCAGCCAUCAGUACACAAACUGCAUAACCCCAUUUUUACCUCUUAACUGAUUUAAACAGGCAAUUGGGACAAUGACGCAAUUCAAUAAAAAAACAACCACCAUCAAAAAGCUACAAAGAAACACAUUUAAAUCCAAUUUUCUUGUCAUGCUAUGCAGUAAAAAACAAUAAGAAAAGAAAAGAGUACAGCAGUUUUUAUGGCACUUUACUUCUCCUCAUGUCUGUAAAUAUUAACAUUCAAAGGAAAAGUAUUCGAUGGGUCCUGAUGGCACUAGAGCUACAAUUCGAUAAAUCGUUCACAGUUGAAAUCCAAUAUCCAUGUUCCAGCUUAUUAAUUGCCUCAUCCACUCAUCACAGCGGAUUCGAAAACAAGGACACAGUUCAGAUUCCCUUAAUGGCCUGAAAGCUCGACCCUCCCUUGUGAUUACAUCUGCUGGUCAAAUGAGAUCAAAAUGAUUUAACACGCAUGCAUCAGCCUAUUAGAGAGUACAGAGGCAUUACAGGAGGCUUUAUACUUUUAGCAAACACGAUCACCAUUAAAAUAAAAAUAUGAGAACAAUCACUGCGCAAUUUUUAAAAAUAAUGACAGCUAUUCACUUUUAACCACAGAAAACUCCAUUUACAAGGUACAAUGUUGGCAGCUUGUUUCUGUCUCACACAUUUAAACUGCAGUUUACUUAGUCACACAGGCUGGCUACAGACCUUUCAAACACUUCAUCUAACUACAGUACUUCAUACUCUCAAAACAACAGGUUCAAACGAAAAAGUAUUCUUGUAAUAAUAGCAACAUCUUUGUCUGACAUCAACAUAGUACUGGCAAUAUAAGGCUCCAACUCCCAUAUUAACACUAAAGGAAAUAAGUUUUAAAUACAAGACCUGGUGAGAUUGUCAUAAUGUCUUUAAUGAACUGGACUGAACAUUCAGCUGAACCAGAGCAGAGGUGGUGAUUUUCCAGCCCUUUCCCCCCAACAUCAGAAGAAGAAACAGGCCCCUCUUCUGGCUGCUGUUGGAUCUGCACUGUUAUUAUUUCAGGUCGCACUGAAACAUACACCGUAGAGCAACAGGACAAUACAGUUUCUGGUCAGCCCUUCUGUUCUCUCUUUGCCUUUGCCUGGUUCGCACCGAGUCCACCCAGAAAUAAUAAAUUUGGUAAUUUGCAAGAGAUGACAUUUUGAGUAAAACUGGACAAAUGUUUCUAUGUAAUUUUAGUAACUAAGUGUCCAGUAAAAGUCUGAUGGACAUUGAAAUAAAGUUGACUGAAAUGAUGUUGAAACAAAGGUUAUUUGUCAUCUAGAUGUAAGAAACUAAUUUAGCCCAGUUCCAGUCCAGUAACCUAGAUUUAGGGCCCACCAUUGAGGACGCUGCAGGCUCUCUUUACUGUUUGACUUACUACAUUUUAAAUUAAUUAAUUUUCUUCAGUUACUAAAUUUUAUUGUCUAAUUAGAACCUGAUACAAAGUUAAAUACAGUCUAUAAAAUUACUGUUGACAAAAAAAAUAUUAAAAUGAGAUUAACAUGGACAAGAAGUUCUUUAAGUUCUCAGAAAUUUGCAAUCUUCAAUUCAAUAGCAACUGGGUGACCUCUACUUACUGAUAAAUAUCAGAUACAGAACAACUUUUAAUGUAACUUGUGUUGAAUUCUCAAUUGACUUCUAAAAACGUUUACUUAUCAACCUAAUUAAGCAACAAAAUUUUUGUUUUUUACCUACAUGCACAGAGGACACAGAGGCCUUUUCUUAUUGUUUCUGGGAAUGUGGUGUUUUAAAAAAAAUAAUUUGAA
This is a messenger RNA of Micropterus salmoides (largemouth bass), 7073 nucleotides long. It is a transcript of the gene ghrhrb, whose product is annotated as growth hormone releasing hormone receptor b. The coding region runs from base 441 to 1835 and encodes 464 amino acids. Gene Ontology annotation, cellular component: plasma membrane. The record is from RefSeq and is a predicted model, not a curated record. Gene Ontology annotation, molecular function: G protein-coupled peptide receptor activity; peptide hormone binding; vasoactive intestinal polypeptide receptor activity. The transcript has 13 exons. Lineage: Eukaryota; Metazoa; Chordata; Actinopteri; Centrarchiformes; Centrarchidae. Gene Ontology annotation, biological process: cell surface receptor signaling pathway; adenylate cyclase-modulating G protein-coupled receptor signaling pathway.